AUGGCCGCGCCGAGCCCGGGGCCCCGCGAGGUCCUGGCCCCCUCCCCAGAGGCUGGAUGCAGACCAGCCACCUCGACCUCUGGCCGCUGUGGCCUCCUCUGGCGUCUACGAGACAAGCAGGCUCGCCUUGGCCUGUUUGAGAUCGGCCCGGGGCAUGAGCUGCACCAGCUGACAUGUAUGAUGCAGGCAGGGCUGUGGGCUGCCACUCAGGUCUCCAUGGACCACCCACCCACAGGACCACCCACCGAGGAGGAUUUCUCUGAGGUCCUGACCCAGGUUCAUGAGGGCUUCGAGCUGGGCACCCUGGCCGGCCCGGCCUUCGCCUGGCUACGCCACUCCCUAGGCCUGGCUGAGGGAGACUAUCAGGCGGCAUUAGGCCCAGGUGGCCCCUACCUGCAGUUCCUCAGCACCUCCAAGAGCAAGGCCAGCUUCUUCCUGUCCCACGAUCAACGCUUCUUCCUGAAGACCCAGCGCCGCCGGGAGGUGCGGGCGCUGCUCACCCACCUGCCCCGCUACGUGCAGCACCUGCAGCGGCACCCGCACUCGCUGCUUGCGCGGUUGCUGGGAGUGCACAGUCUGCGGGUGGCUCGGGGAAAGAAGAAAUUCUUCAUCAUCAUGCAGAGCGUCUUCUAUCCCGCCGGCCGCAUCUCUGAGAGGUAUGAUAUAAAGGGCUGUGAGGUGAGCCGAUGGGUGGAGCCAGCCCCUGAGGGUAGCCCUCUUGUCCUCGUGCUGAAGGACCUCAACUUUCAAGGCAAGACCAUCGACCUGGGGCCCCAGCGGAGCUGGCUCCUCCACCAGAUGGAACUGGACACCGCCUUCCUCCGGGAGCUCAACGUGCUGGAUUACAGCCUUCUGAUGGCCUUCCAGCGCCUCCACGAGGAUGAGAGGGGCCCGGGCAGCAGCCUCCUCUUCCGCACGGCCAGGUCUGUGCGAGGGGUACAGAGCCCGGAGGAGCCGGGAUCCCAGAACCGCCGGCUGCUGCCCGACUCCCCCAACGCCUUACACAUCCUGGACGGGCCGGAGCAACGCUAUUUCCUGGGCCUCGUGGAUCUCGCUACGGUCUACGGGCUCCGCAAGCGGCUGGAGCAUUUAUGGAAGACGCUGCGCUACCCAGGUCGGACCUUCUCCACCGUCAGCCCCGCUCGCUACGCCCGUCGCCUCUGCCAGUGGGUGGAGGCUCAUACCGAGUGACC
Panthera uncia (snow leopard) is the source of this 1193-nucleotide messenger RNA. RefSeq names its product phosphatidylinositol-4-phosphate 5-kinase like 1 (gene PIP5KL1). NCBI's taxonomy places the organism in Eukaryota, Metazoa, Chordata, Mammalia, Carnivora, Felidae. Bases 1 to 1191 code for a protein of 396 amino acids. Gene Ontology annotation, molecular function: phosphatidylinositol kinase activity. Gene Ontology annotation, biological process: phosphatidylinositol metabolic process. The transcript is spliced from 10 exons. The record is from RefSeq and is a predicted model, not a curated record.